Messenger RNA from Chondrus crispus (carragheen), 1683 nucleotides. RefSeq lists its product as hypothetical. Gene Ontology annotation, molecular function: oxidoreductase activity, acting on the aldehyde or oxo group of donors, disulfide as acceptor. Lineage: Eukaryota; Rhodophyta; Florideophyceae; Gigartinales; Gigartinaceae. Gene Ontology annotation, biological process: branched-chain amino acid catabolic process. The record is from RefSeq and is a predicted model, not a curated record. Bases 1 to 1215 code for a protein of 404 amino acids. The transcript is spliced from 2 exons.
AUGCUCCGCUCCACACGCCACAUCACUCGCCACGCAGCGCGAGCGCUCGUUACAAUUCGCUACCCAGGAGCUGCCACUGCCCCGUAUACUUCCAGCCUCAACCUGGAGCAUGCAGAGGCGGUCCCUCCCAUGAGCUGCUUCCGAAUCAUGAAUGAGCGCGGAAAGCUGCUCCCGGGCGCUGUCGACUACGGCGCAGAGGUAGUCGGCAAGGAAAAGGCUGUCGAUCUCUUCAAAUGCAUGCUUCGUCUCAACGAAAUGGACGUCACACUAUUGCAAGCGCAGAGACAGGGAAGGAUUGCGUUCUACAUGUCGACGUUUGGGGAGGAGGCCGCUGUUAUCGGUUCAGCCGCUGCUCUGAGAGAUGAUGACACCAUCUUUGCGCAGUACCGCGAGCAUGGAGUUUUGUUGUACAGGGGCAUGAACUACGACUUUUUCUGCAACCAGUGCUGCGGAAAUGUGCUUGACUCGGCGAAAGGCCGUCAGAUGCCCAUGCAUUUCGGAUCUAACGAGAAGCAUUUUCAUACUAUCUCCUCGCCGCUGGCAACCCAAAUCCCCCAUGCCGUCGGCGCCGCAUACUCACUCAAGAUGCAGGGUUCCAAACAGGCUGUGGCGGUCUUUUUCGGAGAGGGAGCAGCCAGCGAGGGGGAUUUCGCGGCUGCAAUCAACAUGGCAGCCGUCAUGGAUCUUGGUGUCUUGUUUCUGUGCCGGAAUAAUGGGUAUGCUAUCUCGACGAGAAGCACAGAACAAUACCGCGGCGAUGGCAUUGCAAGACGUGCUGUGGGCUACGGAGUCGCAGCCUUGCGAGUAGACGGCAAUGACAUUUGGGCAACGAUGCGGGCCGUGGAGGAAGCGCGAAAGUUUUCCAAGGAAAACGACAAGCCUGCCUUACUUGAGUUGAUGACGUAUCGCACAUCGCACCACUCGACUUCUGACGACAGUGCGCGAUAUAGAAGUGAAGACGAGAUGAGCAUGUACGCGCAAUCGGCAAGCCCAAUUGACCGCCUCCGCAAAUAUCUCGUUGCUCGUCAAUGGUGGGAUGUGGGCGAGGAGGAGGAGUUUAGAAAUGAGCAGCGGCAGCAAGUCAUCAAUGCGCUGACGAAAGCGGAGACCGCACCCAAGCCUGGGGUCGACACUAUGUUCGACGAUGUUUACGCUUGCAAGCCUGCCCAUCUGGUCGCCCAGGAGAAAGAGGUUACAGAACGUCUGCGGAAGUAGACCACACGACUUACUAGGCUGUAGCAUUGCAAAUAUCUGCGUUUCUGAAGGCCAUUUAACUGCCACGGGUUCCCACCUAUCAACUUUGGGCACGUCCAACCAAUUUCGAAGACCUCAACAGCCGACAUUCUCCAAGCACGCACUCCUACUUCGAGUAGCAUACCACGCACGGUUUACACUGACUCGUUUUUUUUUGUUUUUGUUUGAGCCGCUAUCGCCGAGUUGGGGCUUGAUUUCAGAGUGAGACAAGAAACAUUGCGAUUUGCUCGCGUCUUGAUACUCUUGAGGAAGGUCCGUGAUAUCCUAAAUGGUGCGAGUCUCAAAUUUAAAGCUACGUCUCACUGAACGUCAUAAGACAAAGAAUUUAGCACUUCAUGUAAAAGGCUUUCUAUCUGAAAUGAGGUGGAUCUCGCUCCUGAGGCAACACAUUAGUUAGCAGAUGGUAUUAAAGAGUGACGGUUACAAGAG